AUGGAGGUAGGAAAUGUAAAAUUUCUGGAUUCUCUCAAUUAUUUUCCUAUGCCUCUAACUGCUCUACCCAAGGCGUUUGAUUUGAAAGAGCUAAAGAAAGGAUACUUUCCACAUUUAUUCAACACUUUGGCUCAUCAGAAUUAUGUAGGGCCAAUUCCAGCGCUCGACUUCUACGAUCCCGACCAUUUAAAGGAAGACGCUCGGGAAAAAUUAUUAAAAUGGCAUGGCGAAAGACAAGCGGAGGGAUACGUUUUUGAUUUUCAGAAAGAAAUCGUUGAAUACUGUAUCUCCGAUGUGGAAAUAUUGACACAGGCGUGUCUCAAAUUUCGAGACCUGAUGAAAACCGAAACCACAGUCGAUCCCUUCCAGGAAAGCACCACUAUUGCAUCAUGCUGUAACAAAGUCUUUAGACGCAAUUUUUUAAAACCUGAGACGAUCGGGGUAAUUCCAAAAGGGGGCUAUAGAUGGCGUGAAAAUCAGUCAAAAAUUGCCAUCCAAUGGCUGUUGUGGGAGGAACAUCAAAGAAGAAUCAAAAUUCAACACGCCGCUAAGGGUAUAGAAACCAUUGUUAAGGGACAUAAAGUAGACGAGAAGACUAGUCUGUACCCGAAUGUAAUUAUGAGAGGAACAAAAUUAAUAUUGAUGGAGGUAGGAAAUGUAAAAUUUCUGGAUUCUCUCAAUUAUUUUCCUAUGCCUCUAACUGCUCUACCCAAGGCGUUUGAUUUGAAAGAGCUAAAGAAAGGAUACUUUCCACAUUUAUUCAACACUUUGGCUCAUCAGAAUUAUGUAGGGCCAAUUCCAGCGCUCGACUUCUACGAUCCCGACCAUUUAAAGGAAGACGCUCGGGAAAAAUUAUUAAAAUGGCAUGGCGAAAGACAAGCGGAGGGAUACGUUUUUGAUUUUCAGAAAGAAAUCGUUGAAUACUGUAUCUCCGAUGUGGAAAUAUUGACACAGGCGUGUCUCAAAUUUCGAGACCUGAUGAAAACCGAAACCACAGUCGAUCCCUUCCAGGAAAGCACCACUAUUGCAUCAUGCUGUAACAAAGUCUUUAGACGCAAUUUUUUAAAACCUGAGACGAUCGGGGUAAUUCCAAAAGGGGGCUAUAGAUGGCGUGAAAAUCAGUCAAAAAUUGCCAUCCAAUGGCUGUUGUGGGAGGAACAUCAAAGAAGAAUCAAAAUUCAACACGCCGCUAAGGGUAUAGAAACCAUUGUUAAGGGACAUAAAGUAGACGCCUCUCUGUCGCAGAUGUCAGGACUUAUUAAAUGCCAGAUUCUACCGAACCAGAACUUAUAUCACCCCGUUUUACCGUCAAAAAUGAACAACAAAUUGAUGUUUGUUAACUGUCAAAAAUGUGGUGAAGAUUUCGUUCGAGAAGAGUGUCAGCAUUCUAUUCAAGAAAGAAGCCUAAAAGGAACUUGGGUGAUAGAAGAGGUGCUCAAAGCUAUUGAAAAAGGUUACCAGAUUAUAGAGACUUACGAAAUAUGGGAAUACGAUACAAUUCAGCUCAGUAAAGACCAAGAGGGGUUAUUUAGCGGAAUGAUGAACAAGUUUCUACAAAUAAAACAACAAGCUUCAGGAUGGCCCAAACAUUGCUUAACGGAUGAAGAAAAAAACCGUUAUAUUGAUGCAUUUUUGGAUAGAGAAGACAUAAAGCUGGAAUUUUCAAAAAUUAUAGAGAACCCCUGUUUGAGAUCGUUAGCUAAACUUAUGCUGAAUUCCUUUUGGGGUAAAUUUGCUCAAAAAGAAAACCAAAACAAAACCUCAAUAGUCAGAGACUGUGGUGAAUUCUUUGAUAUGCUGACUAAUCCUUCUAUUCAUGUAAAUACAGUUCUCCCGGUAAACGAAGAAACCCUUCUCAUAACUUGGGAAUUUAGAGAAGAGGCCUAUGACGUUUCUUCAACGGUUAACGUUGUAUUGGCUUCAUAUGUCACGGCCCUAGCUAGACUAAAAUUAUAUUCAUUCUUGGAGAAAGUGGAAGAAAGGGCAGUUUACGUAGAUACAGAUUCAUGUAUUUAUAUCUCUCGUAAGGGAUUAGACGACAUAUCUACAGGCGACUUCAUAGGUGAUAUGACCGAUGAGCUCAAUGGGGGUUUCAUAUCAGAGUUUGUUUCUGGAGGACCUAAGAACUACGCCUACAAAUAUACUACUUUGUCUGGAGAGGAACAGAUCGUAUGUAAAGUAAAAGGCAUAUCACUCAACUACAAGGCAUCCCAAGUAGUCAAUUUUGAGAAAAUAAAAGACAUGGUGCUGAAGAAAUCUGAUCCUGUUUCUGUACUUUCUCGACAGCUACGACGUACAAGAGAGCAUGCAGUAGUAACAGUCGAGUUUCCUAAGGUAUACAAGAUAACUUCAAUGAAAAGGAAAUUCUAUGAAGAUCAUACCUCUGUACCAUUUGGAUUUAAGAAAAUAAAGUAUUGA
Messenger RNA from Acanthoscelides obtectus, 2418 nucleotides. The record is from the annotation of a GenBank genome assembly. Lineage: Eukaryota; Metazoa; Arthropoda; Insecta; Coleoptera; Chrysomelidae.